This is a messenger RNA of Penicillium cinerascens, 635 nucleotides long. RefSeq names its product histone H4. Bases 83 to 394 code for a protein of 103 amino acids. Gene Ontology annotation, biological process: nucleosome assembly. The record is from RefSeq and is a predicted model, not a curated record. The transcript is spliced from 2 exons. Lineage: Eukaryota; Fungi; Ascomycota; Eurotiomycetes; Eurotiales; Aspergillaceae. Gene Ontology annotation, cellular component: nucleosome. Gene Ontology annotation, molecular function: structural constituent of chromatin; protein heterodimerization activity; DNA binding.
CCCUCAACCAUCAAUCGACGACAACUUUGACUUCAAGUCUUCUCCACUUUCUCCCAACUUUCAACCUUUAAAUUCCAUCAACAUGUCUGGCCGUGGAAAGGGUGGCAAGGGUCUCGGCAAGGGUGGCGCCAAGCGUCACCGCAAGAUCUUGCGUGACAACAUCCAGGGUAUCACUAAGCCCGCUAUCCGCCGUCUCGCUCGUCGUGGUGGUGUCAAGCGUAUCUCCGCCAUGAUCUACGAGGAGACCCGUGGUGUCCUCAAGACCUUCCUCGAGGGUGUCAUCCGUGACGCUGUCACCUACACUGAGCACGCCAAGCGCAAGACCGUCACCUCUCUCGACGUUGUCUACGCUCUCAAGCGCCAGGGCCGUACCCUCUACGGUUUCGGUGGUUAAGCGUUGUCUGUCUGUUCACUUUUUUUCCGGGCUUCACGGUAUGAUGGGACGUUGGGGUGUUCUCUGAUUUUUUACAAUCGUCAUGGGUCUCUGGGUUUGCUUUUUUUACACGACUACCAAUUUUUGCGUCCGCUGGGCCAUCCUGUAUCAUAGCGGCCUUUUCCAAUACGGCUGGCACCUAAACGGUGGGAUCAAACUUGAUCCGAUACGAAUACAAUUACUCAAACAUUCAAGAAAUCCA